This is a messenger RNA of Chelonoidis abingdonii (Abingdon island giant tortoise), 1539 nucleotides long. The record is from RefSeq and is a predicted model, not a curated record. Lineage: Eukaryota; Metazoa; Chordata; Testudines; Testudinidae.
AGUUUUAGAUAAAAUAAUUCUGUCUACAAAGACUCCUGACAAGAAGUUUAUUUUUGGCAAAGGAAAUUUUCAGAUUCUGACAGAAAGAACUGGAAGAUGCUUGGGGAGUGAUGGUUUUUGACAGAUACACAGUUGUCCUUCAUAUUUUUCGUUGCAAUGCUCGGACUAAGGAAGCAAAACUUCAGAUCGCAUUGGCUGAAAUCCCACUUCUCAGAACAAAUCUGAAAAAUGAAAUGUCUCACUUAGAUCAGCAGAGAGGUGGAUCAAGAUACAUCAUGGGUUCAGGUGAGACUUUCAUGGAAACGCAGUAUCGUCUCUUGAAAGAAAAAGAAUAUAAAAUUAGGAAUGCCCUGGAAAAGCUGAGAAGAAAGAGGUCUGUACUCAGAGCUCAGCGUGAAAGGCGUGAGUUUCCAGUUAUCUCAGUAAUGGGCUACACUAAUUGUGGGAAAACCACUUUGAUUAAGGCAUUGACUGGAGAUGAAGGAUUGCAGCCUCAAGAUCAACUGUUUGCCACUCUUGAUAUUACAGCUCACGCUGGCUAUCUACCCUCACACCUGGCAGUUAUUUAUGUUGACACUAUAGGAUUUCUCUCUGAAUUGCCUCAUGAUCUCAUUGAGUCCUUUUCAGCCACAUUAGAAGAUGUUGCUUACUCAGAUUUAAUAGUUCAUGUGAGGGACAUUAGUCAUCCAGAAACUGUCCUCCAGAAAGCAAGUGUUUUAUCUGUUCUGAAGAAUCUUAAUCUUCCAAGCCAUUUACUGGAUUCAGUUGUAGAAGUUCAUAACAAAGUGGAUUUGAUAGAACGGUAUCAGUCCCCUGAAACAAAUGCUAUAGCUGUUUCUGCUCUUCUUGGAUAUGGAUUAGAAGAAUUGAAAGAAGAGAUUGAGAGAAUAGUUUUGAAAACAACUGGGAAAAGGAUUCUGACAAUUAAAGUCAACUUAGCUGGACCUCAGCUAAGUUGGCUGUAUAAAGAAGCAACAGUUCAGGAAGUGGAUGUUAUACCUGAAAAUGGCACAGCCAACGUGAAGGUGAUCAUAAGUAAUUCUGCCUUGGGCAAGUACAAAAAACUUUUCCCACAAUAACAAGUUAUUUAUUCUGUGCAAUACUCUUUGGAAAAAGAACUAAUCAGCUGGCAGUAAGGCUAUUUGAAAUGAAGGUAAUAAUCCCUGUGUUCAUAUGCAGUAGAGAUUGUGUCAGUCCUGCCCACUUGAGUAUUUUGGACAUAUGACAUUGAGCUGAAGCUGGAGUUAUGUGAAAUGGUGUCAGUAUUUCCUAAAUGCCUCUGCAUGGAAAUGUUACAGACCUCCAGCCUCUUUCCAUUAACAAACACACACCGAGGAAAGUACUAAUUUCAAACUACGAAGCAUUUGUCAGUGUGUAUUGGAACUGCACAAAACAACUGCUCUAAACUCUGGCCCUGGCAGGUUUGCGAACCACUGUGUGGUAACCAAAUUCAGUUUCAGCAAAUUGCCAAGUUUAUUAAAUCAUGUAUACUAGUUUUUAUGUAACAGGUUUAAGAAUAAAUAUUGUUUAUUACUGCUG